Microtus ochrogaster (prairie vole) is the source of this 1701-nucleotide messenger RNA. RefSeq names its product leukocyte immunoglobulin-like receptor subfamily B member 3. NCBI's taxonomy places the organism in Eukaryota, Metazoa, Chordata, Mammalia, Rodentia, Cricetidae. The record is from RefSeq and is a predicted model, not a curated record. The transcript has 10 exons. The coding region runs from base 1 to 1701 and encodes 566 amino acids. Gene Ontology annotation, biological process: cytokine-mediated signaling pathway; immune response-regulating signaling pathway. Gene Ontology annotation, molecular function: inhibitory MHC class I receptor activity. Gene Ontology annotation, cellular component: plasma membrane.
AUGGAAACCCAAAUAUGCUUCCUGCAUAAAGAAGGACGCCCAGCACCUCAGGGCAGAUUAACUGCACCAGUCACUGAUCGCAAAGCAAAUUUUUUCAUCUCAUCCAUGACAGAGUAUGAUGCAGGGCGAUAUCGCUGUUAUUGUUACAACUCUGCUGGGUGGACUCAGCCCAGUGACACCCUGGAGUUGGUGGUGACAGGUGUCCACCCUGUUAAACCUACUCUGUCAGUUUUUCCAAGUCCUGUGGUGACCUCAGGGGUGAACACGACCCUCCAAUGUGUCUCAUCCAAAGGAUAUGACUAUUUCAUUGUUACUGGGGAAGAUCAGAAUUUCUCCAGGUCCCUCAAGGCACAGUAUAGACACACUGGACAAUCCACAGCUCUGUUUCCUGAGAUCCCUGUGGCAUCCAGUAAGAGUCUGUCCUUUAGAUGUUAUGGAUACUAUACAAAUGCCCCACAAGUGUGGUCAGAGGCCAGUGACCAUCUGGAGAUCCAUGUCUCAGCCAGCACAGGAAUGUUUAGCAAGAGCCAGAUGGAUGACGUUUUACAUAUCCUUCUUGCAGGGUUAUCCAAGAAGCCCUCCCUGCUGACCCAGCAAGGACCUGUCCUGGCCCCUGGAGAGGAUCUGACCCUUCAUUGUUGCUCAGACAUGAGUUAUGACAGAUUUGCUCUGUCCAAGGAGGGUAGAAGUGACCUCCUACAGAUGUCUGCCCAUUUUACACAGGUGGAAGAGUCUCAUGCAAACUUCACCUUAGGUUCUGUGAAAUUCUCCACUGGUGGCCGGUAUAGAUGCCAUGGUUCAUACAUCUCCUCUUCCAAGUGGUCAGCCCCAAGUGACCCUUUGGACAUCCUGAUCACAGGACAAUUUCUUGUCACACCCAACCUCUCAGUGCAUCCAGGCACCACCGUGUCCUCAGGAGAGAAUGUGACCCUGCUGUGUCAAUCAUCAAUCCCAAUGGACAGUUUCUUUCUGUUCAAGAAGGGUGCAUCCCAUUUUUACAUGCAUCAACUAUCAAAGUACCAAGAUUCACAAUAUGAGGCAGAAUUCCCCAUGAGUGCUGAAAUCUCAGCCCUUGGGGGCAUCUAUACAUGCUUUGGUUCUAAUAACUCGUCCCCUUACCUGUUGUCACACUCCAGUGUCCCUGUGGAGAUCAUAGUCUCAGGGCUGGCACGAUAUUCGAAGAUUUUGAUUGGAGUUUCUAUGGGAUUCCUCCUCCUGCUCUUCCUUCUUGCCCUCUUCCUUCUACUCAGACUGAGACACCAGAACAAAUGCAGGAAGGGAGUCCAAACAGAGACCAACUUGCAACAUCCUGCAGAAGCUCCAGAGCCAGUGAUCAGGGACAAAAGCAUCCAGAUGAGCUCUAGACCAACUGCUGGAAUCCAGGAAGAAAUCUUGUAUGCUGCUGUGAAGGGCACAGAGAUUACAGAGGAUGUGAAGCUAGCCAUUGUGAGCCAGCAUAAGGAAGAUCACCCCAAAGACUUAUAUGCCCAGGUUAAACCUUCCAGAUUCAGAAGGGCAGAGCCUUUCUCUCCUUCCCUCAUGCCAAAGGGAUUACUAGAAUCAAAGGACAGAAAUGCAAAAGAAGACCAAAUUGCUGCAGUCAAGGAGCCCGAUGAAGUGACCUAUGCCCAACUGCACAUCAUGACUCCUAGACAGAGGCAGCAGAAUGUCGCAUCUCUCAGGCAGAAAAGUUCAACUUGA